AUGCCGUCGGCCGAGAACCAACAACAGCUGGACAUUGCAGCAGAGCGCGCAAAGUGUACCUUUGACCCGUCCCAACUGACAGCACUGUUCUAUGGCGGAGAAGAGAAAAUGAAGCGCUUCAAGGCGAUUGAGGCCAUGGUCGAUCGGGAGCCUGUGUUUGAUCGUACCGACCGCUACUUUCUUGGGCGCACUGAGAGGUUCAAGAGGGCUUUGCCCAUGGUGAAGCGAUAUGUCGAACUCCGAAAUGAGCAUGGACUCACCCCUGAGGAGGCUGCACACUUCAAAGUCUACAUCGACGAUUACAUCCCCGUCCACCUGCAUGAAUCAAUGUUUUUGCCGGUGCUGAGGUCGCAGGCGAGCGACGAGCAGCUCAAGGUCUGGGGCCCUCACGCCGAGAACUAUCAUUACAUCGGAUGCUACGCACAGACAGAACUCGGGCACGGCUCGGCUCUCUCGCGCCUCGAGACUACUGCUACCUUGGACUUGGCAACAGACCAAUGGGUCAUCAACUCCCCUACCCAGUCCUCGGCCAAAUUCUGGAUCGGUACCUUGGGCAAGAUGGCCAACCAUGCUGUCGUUCAGGCCAAGCUGAUCAUCAAGGGUAAAGACUAUGGUUCUCACCCUUUCUUGGUCCCCCUUCGGUCGUUGAAAGAUCAUACCCCUCUGCCUGGUGUUGUCAUCAAGGACCAGGGUCCUAAACAAGGAGCUAUCUCGAUGGAUAACGGGUACGCCCGUUUCAACCACGUCCGCAUCCCACGCACCAACAUGCUGAUGAGGUUCUCGCAGGUGUCGAAGGAGGGUGUAUACUCCAAGCCCAUCCACCCCAAGCUUGCCUACGGAGGCAUGACCGCCGUCCGCACCACCCUCAUCAACCACUCUGCCCUCUCCAUGGCCAGAGCGGUGACGAUUGCGACAAGAUACAGUGCGGUGCGUCGUCAGGGCAACGUUGACUUGAAGACAGAUCUCGAGACCCAGGUCCUGGACUACCCAGCUGUCCAAUACCGCAUCCUCCCUCUCCUCUCGCACGCGUUUGCUACCAUCUUUUCAGGAUACUGGAUGAACGAGAUGUACGCCCAAUACAAUACCGACAUCACUAAAGGCGACACUUCCCUGUUGAAGGAUGUCCAUGUCUACUCUUCGGGACUCAAGUCUUACUGCACCAAGCUUGGUGCAGAUGGGAUUGAGGAGGCCAGACGGUGCCUGGGAGGACAUGGGUUCUCGCUGUUCUCGGGCAUGAUUGAUUUCCAUCGGCAGUUCUUGGCUACUGUUACCUAUGAGGGUGAGAAUGCUCUCUUGACUCAACAAGUGUCGAGAUACUUGCUAAAGUUGUACAAGGACGUAAUCCGCAAACCCGACAUGCACCUGUCCCCUCCUUCGCGGUACAUUGUCUCGUUGGUCAAUCAUGAGCGCUUUGUCCAACAGCGUUGUCCGGCCAGAUCCAUGGCGGAGUUGUAUCAUCCCAAGAUUGUUCAGAAAGCCUUCCAGCACCGUGCGGCUCGUCUGAUCUUUGAGCUUGCUCAGGCUGAGAAGCAGGGUGCUCAAUGGUCGGACCUUAACCUUGAGUGUAUGCGUCUCUCAAAGGCGCAUGUGCAAUACAUUAUGAUUGAAAACUUCCACAACGGCCUAGAGAAACGCUACAACGUCUCCAGCAACCCCACGGCAGAACAAGAAGCCCUCCUGGCGGCCGUCCGAUCCGUCUACAACCUCCACGUGUUCUACACCCUCGAAACCGAGCUCGCUGAAUUCCUUGAAGACGGAUACUUCUCCCCCGAACAAGCAGCCUGGACACGUCAAGCCCUCAAGGACUCUCUCAAAUCCGUCCGGCCCAACGCGGUGGGCUUUGCAGAUUGUUUUGGGUUCACGGAUAAGUUCCUGAACUCUGCGCUUGGAUCGUAUGAUGGACGGGCGUAUGAGCGUAUGGCGGAGAUGACAGAGUAUGAGCCGUUGAAUGGGAAGGAGAUGACGGAUGAGAGGGGCGUUGUGUGGGGGUAUGAGGAGUUCUUGAGGCCUUUGAUUUUUGGAGAGGUGGGUGCUUAUAAGGCGAGGAAGCCCGAGUCGAAGCUUUGA
Linnemannia hyalina is the source of this 2067-nucleotide messenger RNA. NCBI's taxonomy places the organism in Eukaryota, Fungi, Mortierellomycota, Mortierellomycetes, Mortierellales, Mortierellaceae. The record is from the annotation of a GenBank genome assembly.